ACAUCGCAGCCAAUGGUCUUUGCAGCGGGAGAAAAGUUUGAAUGAAACCCGCUUCCCAUUGGCCCCAGAGAGGAAAAACAUUGUGGCCUCGCCCCCCGUGACGUCACAUUUGGGAGGAGGCGUUGUUUGCAAAGCCUUGGAAAGAAUGUCAAGUACUCCAGUUGCUGUAGUGACCGGAUCCAACAAAGGCAUUGGGCUGGCCAUAGUGCGGGCUCUGUGCAAGCAGUUCUCUGGGGAUGUGUACCUGACGUCCCGGGACAUCGGACGGGGCAAGGCCGCAGUGGCAAAGCUGCAGGGAGAGGGACUGAAGCCGCUCUUCCAUCAGCUGAACAUCACCGAUCUCCAAAGUAUCCGAACCCUCCGUGACUUCCUGAAGGAGAAAUACGGGGGACUGAAUGUGCUAAUCAACAAUGCAGGGAUUGCCUUCAAAGGUGCAGACACGACUCCAUUUGCUACACAAGCAGAAGUCACUCUGAGAACAAAUUUUUUUGCCACCAGGGAUGUUUGCACAGAGCUGUUACCUCUGCUGAAACCUAAUGCCAGAGUGGUGAAUGUGUCUAGCAUGUGUGGUGCUUCAGCAUUGGCCAACUGCAGCCAAGAUCUGCAGAAGAAGUUUCGGAGUGACACCAUCACUGAAGAAGAGCUAGUGAAACUCAUGGAAAAGUUUGUAGAAGACACCAAGAAGGGAGUGCAUGAGAAGGAGGGCUGGUCAAAUCAUGCUUAUGGUGUGUCCAAAACUGGAGUGACAGUUUUGUCCAGAAUUCAAGCAAGGGUGCUGAAUGAGACACGGAAAGGCGAUGGUAUCCUGCUGAACGCCUGCUGCCCUGGAUGGGUCAGGACCGACAUGGCUGGUCCCAGAGCCACCAAAUCGCCAGAUGAAGGAGCCGAGACUCCAGUUUAUUUGGCCCUUUUGCCUCCUGGUGCUGAUGGCCCUCAUGGCCAAUAUGUCAGUGAAAAGACAGUACAGAAAUGGUAACUGUUCCCUCACAUUUCUGGAGGUACACACUGGAGAUUGGAAACAUUUGGCUUGAUCUAACAAUAGCAAUCCAGACAGAAGUGCCUGUAUGUCCUGUCAUGUUUUGUUCCAUGUAGCUAGAAAUGCUGGCCUUUAAGAUGCUUUCCCUUCCCUAGUUUUGGGCACCUAACUCGGUUCUUUGUUAUUACUAUGAUUUUGUAAAAUCAUUCACUCCUGGAAGACAUAUGCAAUGUGUCUGCAUGGCUUUUUCAUGUUUUUUUUCAGUGGUUGCUUUCUAUUGACUGGUAAAGGCGUUCUGUUUCAACAAGCAUUAGAAGGAUUUAUGUUUGGACACAUCUGUUUUCUGGAAUGCAAGCAUUAAGCUACUGCAGUUGUACAGCAAAAUCAGCACCCUUUGAAGCAGUAAAUAAAACAAUUAUUAACCAAUCAAACCAAGCUUGCUUUGGGGCAAAGGUUAGCACACAGUCUCUGAAGAUGCACAUUUCAUUUUAUAGCAAUUCACUUUCAAGGGAAGAAGAAUAGGAUUAUGCAUUGUAGUAAAUUGCAUUUGCUUUUUUUUAAGGCAGAAGAGAUACACCUUGAAGGAAGAGUCUCCCAAAAUCUGUACACAUGAAAUUUGAGCUGAUAUUUCUGAAUACAACUCUUUUUGAUCAGUAUUAAAAACUUUCACCAAAAA
Molecule: messenger RNA, 1652 nt
Organism: Anolis carolinensis (green anole)
Lineage: Eukaryota; Metazoa; Chordata; Lepidosauria; Squamata; Anolidae
Product: carbonyl reductase [NADPH] 1
Exons: 4
Coding region: 146-976 (276 amino acids)
Molecular function (GO): carbonyl reductase (NADPH) activity
Source: RefSeq, a predicted model, not a curated record